CAGUGUGAGGGUAUACAGCGCCGGACAUUCAGUGUGAGGAUAUACAGCGCCGGACAUUCAGUGUGAGGAUAUACAGCGCCGGACAUUCAGUGUGAGGAUAUACAGCGCCGGACAUUCAGUGUGAGGAUAUACAGCGCUGGACAUUCAGUGUGAGGGUAUACAGCGCUGGACAUUCAGUGUGAGGGUAUACAGCGCUGGACAUUCAGUGUGAGGGUAUUCAGUGUGAGGGUAUACAGCGCCGGACAUUCAGUGUGAGGAUAUGAUUUUCUCUCCCAGAAUUCUUCGCGAAACUGCAACGUAGCCGGAAGAUGGCGGAACUGUGAGAGACCGGACAGCGCGAUUUAUCAACACGGCGAUAACACAGCGGGUAACCUCCCCCCGCACCCCGAUACUAACCAAUACCGGCACCCCUCCACCCUCUGCACCCCCAUAAUAAACACUGCACCCCCUCCUUACCCUCAAUAACCUGAACCCCCCACUCAUCACCCCUCAUCCCCUGCUCCUUCCCCUCAUCCCUUCCCACCCCUCAUUCUUCCCCCCUCAUCCUUCCCCCCUCAUCCCCCCUCAUCCUUCCCCUCAUCCUUCCCCUCAUCCUUCCCCCCUCAUCCUUCCCCCCUCAUCCUCCCCCCUCAUCCUCCCCCCCUCAUCCCUUCCCCCACCAUCCUCCCCCCCCUCAUCCUACCCCUCAUCCCUUCCCCAUCCUUCCCCCCCUCAUCUUUCCCCCCCCCACCUCAUCUUCCCCCCCCACUCAUCUUUCCCCCUCAUCUUUCCCCACCUCAUCUUCCCCCUCCGUCAACCCCCCCCUCAUCCUUUCCCCCAUCCUUCCCCCUCAUCCUUCCUCCCCCCCUCAUCCUUCCCUCCCCCCCCCCUCAUCCUUCCUCCCCCCCCUCAUCCUUCCUCCCCCCUCGUCAGCCUUCCUCCCACACUUCCUUCCUCCCCCCCUUAUCCUUCCUUUCUCUCUCUCUCUCUCUCUCUCUCCCUCUCCCCCCCUUAUCCUUCCUUUCCCCUCUUUUCCCCCUUGUGGAUUAGUUUGAAAGUGCUUACUGUCGAUCUCCCAAAGGAGAAUAACCCUCAAAUGUAUGUAUGAAAAGAUAUAUGGACUUGGAAAAGGUCCUAGGUGGGAGAGCAACAAAAAUAGAGAUGAGGCCCUACCUGUAAUGAUUCUAAGGAGUAAAAGGAAAAAUAUGAUAAAAUGAAUAGAGUAGCAGACAGAGGGACAGACAAAAUACUACUUAGGGUGACUGUAGCAACUGGGUCCCACAACAGAAACACAUUAAGUGUCAAUAAAUGACAAGAGUAAGAGAAACCACAAUGUAGCACAUCCCUGACGUGGCGACAAAAUCAGGUGUAACGAGGUGAGGGAAUAAAGAUGAGAAUAGAGGGGCUAAACCCCAGUAACAGAGAACUAAACCUCAAUGAAUCUUUACCCUAUAAUACCUCAGCACCGUGUACUAGUCACUAGUGCCUGCCUGAAUCUAACAUCAAAAGCAAUAUUAGAACAAAGUGCUACCAAGUGUAGUGAAAAAAGCCAACAAAUAGCUCGAUGUGCGUUUAGCCGUCUCAGGAGCAAUGUCUGAAUGCUGGCUAAACUCCAGGUAAAUAUACCUCAGUUAAUUUGUGUAGGAUCGUGGACUGCUGUGUAAGAUAUUACCUCAAUAGGGGGGUUUAUCAUUACACUCAGCUCGUAUUCCAAAGGUUACUUCACAAGCUGUCUGAUCCGAAACAAGGAAUACCUAUUGGCCAAUUCGCUAUCCAGGAAUUUAAUGUCCAAGCUAACAUCCUUCUACAACAACUCAAGGAUAAGGGCUAUCCCAGUCGGUGCUUGAAAAAAGCAUAUAAGAGAGCCCUGGAGUCUGAUUAGUGACCCUUCUGGCUAACAAUAAACCUUCCAUACUUACCAACCCUCCCCACGUAUGACUGCAACAUACAACGCAGGUUGGGAUAAAAUAAAAUUGGGCAUGCAGAGAUUCUGGCCUCUCUUAAUCAGUGACAUCCACCUCAAAAAAGAUCUUAGGUCCAAAUGUGGAAAUGACAGCACGAAGAGGCAAAAAUUUAAGAGACCUCUUAGUCCCUAGUCAUUUCCAAUCACAACGCCCCAAUACAAAGACUUGGCUCAAUACACCUAUUUUUGGCUCUUUUCAAUGCGGGCGCUGUGUGGCCUGUAAGUAUAUUAAACGUAAUUCUAAAACCGUAUCUGACAGUGGAAAUAAACACCUUUUCAAUAUCACUUCAUUUUUUAAUUGUGACACCUCAGGUUUAGUGUAUCUACUCACCUGUGAAUGUGAUUGUAAGUAUAUAGGUAAAACUUUUCGCCUUUUCAAAGAAAGGAUUAAAGAACAUGUCAGGUCACCCAAACUCAGUAUUGAAACUCCGAACGCUCACCACCUGAAGGAACAUCAUUCAGGUAAACCAUAUGGUCUACGGUUUUGUGGUUUAGAACUAGUGAAACGAGAUAAAACAAGGGGUGACUAUGACAGGUACUUAAGGCAACGCGAGAGUUUUUGGAUUUACAGACUUAAUACACUACAACCCAAUGGGUUGAAUGAAGGUUUUUCCUUUGCACCUUUUAUCUAAUUUAUCUUUGUAAUUUUCAUUACUUAUGGACUUGAGUAGUUGCUUAGAAUGGAUUACUUAAUCUAAUGGAUAGUUUAGAUGUUCAGUUUAUAUUCUCUCCAAUUUAUAAGUGACAUUGAUGUCUGUUUUAUGCAGAAUGAUAUCCUUAUCUCUCACAUAUUAUUAAUCAACAUCUUAUGCAAUACUGUAUUUAGUGUGAUUCUUUGAUUUGAAUGCAUUAUAUGAUGGUUGGACUAAAAUACGUCUAAUGUAUACACAUUCUAGAUUUACUCAUCCUAGUGUCCUGUCUAUCUUAUCCUACCAUUAUUGGAAUCCCCUUCUUAGUUAUUUCCAUUCUAUAAACAUAUAUAUGUACCUCUUGUCCACAUCCUUUAUAUUUACACACGUCUUUCGUAUGAUCAGUUUAAUCUGUUCUUCAUAUGAACUAUAUACUUACUACUGACUCCCUGUUUAGGGACAUGUGUCAGUUACACUACCCUAUUGGCACUGAAGGGGCUACUCUCCUCAUGCCGUUUCUUCGGUUAUCGCCACUCCCCUAGCCCCACCCACUAUCAGUGCCGUCUGAGCGUCAUCACGACGUCACGCCAAAUGGGCAUGCACUAGGGGGUUUAAAAAGUGGCGCCAACUACACAACUUGUUAGCUCUUGACAAAGGCGCACGUGGGCGCCGAAACGCGCGUUGAGCAAAUCCUAGUACACUAUGUACUUUACUUAGGAAUCUGCUUCUUUUCUUUUUUAUUUGAUUGGGGGGCUUCCUUUUUCAUUUAUUAUUUAGGACGACUAUAUUUAGCUUUUUCCUUUCAUAGCCAGCCGUUUAUUACUCCUUUUUCUAGCAUAGGUAGGCAGAAACGGUGUAAUGCAUCGAUACUUGGUACACUUUUCUACUUAAUAUCUUUUUUUGUUUAUUUAGCACCAUGGACCUAAGCUAUAUGUUGGUUCUAUUUUCACUUCAUUCAGUUUAGUAUUAAGAGCGACUUAUUAUUUUCAUUUACUUUGUCCGGCCGGACUAAUUAUAUCAUUAGUCUCUCUUUCUCUGCAAAGCAUUUUUCAGUCGUGCCUACCAUUGGGGUACUUAUGGAGCAUAUAUUUUUUUUUUUUUAUCAUUUCUCUGACUGUUUACUACCCCUAAGGCUCCGACACCAACCCUAUGCACGAUCGAUUUUGGAGCUCCCCAUCAAUUACAGCGUAUAUACCUGCCUGGGUUAUCCUCAUUAGAUAAUUUUCAUACAUGCAACUAUAUGCACAUCAAUCUACUAAGCAAGAUACAUUGUUUUUCUUUUUUGUUUCGUUCAUACCUCAUAUUUUAGGUUUCUGGUCCACAGACACUUUGUAACAAUAAAGCUGUUGAUACAGUUAUUUCUAGUGGCCGCCCAAUAUUGAGUGUGAUUACUGUCUAUAUCACAGAUUAGCAGAUGUACCUAUUUUAGACUUUUUUUAUUCGUUUUUCACUAUGGUUUACACAUUUUUCUCAUUGGUUAUAUAUACAUAUUGUUCCCCUAAGAGGGGUUAUUAAAAUUUAAUUUUUUUAGUUCUAUUUUUGCUCUAUUACUAGCAAUUUGUUGCCUCAUACUGGUGGAGCAGUUUGACUAAGAGUAUAGGGACUGCUUUGGGGAGUACUUCUUUUAGUCUACCUAUUGCAGUCUCUUCUCUUUUCUAUUGUCUGAUCCGAUAGAUCGUUACCCACACAGGGGCUGUUUAAUUGGGAGUGUCAGAAACGCCUCUCAGGCUUCCGGAUUGAUUCUUGCCCAUGUGGGGUUGUAUUCUGCGUCUGAGUGGGUGUAUUGAAGCUCCGACACUAUGGAACAUUUUAGUUAUGAAGAAAGGUUAAAAAAUUUAAAUCUCCUUAGUUUGGAAAAACGGUGCCUCUCAGGGGAUAUGAUAACAUUAUACAAAUAUAUUCGUGGCCAGUACAAACCAGUAUCUCGAAAUCUAAUCAUAAACAGGGCUAUACAUAGGACGCGAGGUCACACAAUUAGGCUGGAAGAAAGGAGAUUUCAUCUAAGGCAAAGAAAAGGUUUUUUGUACAGUAAAAGUAAUAAGGAUAUGGAAUUAUCUGCCUGAAGAGGUGGUUUUAUCAGAGUCCAGAUGUUUAAACUGCAAUUGGAUAAAUACUUACAAAACCAUACAGGGAUAUCAUUUCUAAUUAGUGGGGUAAUAGCUGCUUGAUCCAAGGACACAUCUGACUGCUAUUUUGGGGUCAAGAAGGAAUUUUUUCCUAGUUUGUGGCAAAAUUGGAAGCGCUUCAGAAUAGGUUUUUUUGCCUUCUUUUGGAUCAACAUCAAAAACAAUUGUGAGGAAGGCUGAACUUGAUGGACGCAAGUCUCUUUUCAGCUAUGUAACUAUGUAACUACCCUAGCACGAGCAGAUUGGUCAGAGUCCCCACAAAGUGGAACAUUCCCACCCCGUCUAAAGUUAAUGACUCUAAGAUAAAUAGUGAGGAUCGCAGAAUCAAAUUGUGAUACAUUAAUAUUUACUAUGUAACAAAUCCCCCCAGCACACAAGGGGUUAAACCGCCGUUUAGGAGAUCUUCCCCUCCAGCUACAUGAGCAGCUACUGCAAGCACCAUUCUCCCGAACUGCAAAUCACACAAAUUCUCCAAACUCCCGAACGGGAACCACACGAAUGCUGUAAACAGCCGAACAGGAAAAACCAUACGAACAGUUUCCACUCCUGGCAGUCGAACUGUAACAGCAUGCAAUCAAAUCCCCCCAAGAAUGAGACGACACUUCGCUUUGAGGGUCAAGCAGAAUCUGGUUUACUGGGGCUACCUGCCCGGCUUUUAUGCAGGUCUCCCACCUGGUGGACACUCCCCUCGGGGACCAGACACAAAAUAUACACUGACCAAUCACGGACAUACACCUUUAAACACUCCCACAAUUACAUCACAAUCCCUCCUCUCUAUCCUGGAGAUAAUUGGGAAGUAAUCCAAUUAUCUCCAAGGACAGAGGCAAAACUCCAUUACCCACAUGGUGACAAAAAGACAUAAACUUACACAAAAAUAUAUAACUGUGCAGCUAUUGCAUAAAACUGGUACAUUCAACACAUCCCCAGAUAGCUUAGAUCUGAGCGCACAUUAUUACCGAAUGGCGCUAAGCUCAUAUACAUACAGUUCAAUCGCCAUGGAGCCAAAGUCUUUCUCAUAGUCUUUCGUUAUACGAAUGGGCUCCAUGGCAUAGCUGUCUAGGGUAGCAUGGUUCACUAAGUCAAAGUACCGAACGAACGGCGUUCGCAUGAAUUGAAGGAGAAGGAAGGUCGGCGGCUCAGCGGUGUUCGUGCAAAUAGUGUCCGUUUUUUGAGUUCCAUAGAUUUGGAGCUGAGCACCGCUGGCCGUUCGGUAGUUAAAAAUGGCCGCUGCCAGGUGUUCGGCAAACGAACAAAGGCCACCCAGCAUUCGUCAAUUAAGCUGCGGUUAACCGCAGCUUCUGGGCGGUCAAUUGACGGCACACUCCAUUCCCAGAUGGUUGGUAAUUCGUCUGUUUGUUCGGUAGAUUCAAUCUACCGAAUGCCCAGGCCGAAAGGCACGAACAAGCCUUUCUGCAGGGGAGAAUACCAGUUUUGAACAUGGGGCCAUAGUCCAGCGGCAGGAGGCGAGCAAACAGGCUUCUCCAAUGUCCAGUGGCGAGGUUGGUUCCGCCACACUAAAGUCCUACCUGUUUAUAUGAUAAGGACAAAUAGAUAAGUCCCCAUAAUUUGUGGAUAGGUAUAAGGGAUGGUCAGAAGUCCAAUAUGGGGAUAAUGGCUCAGGUAGGCACUAGUGACUAGUAGACAAUUUUUGACACUUAAGGUGUUUCUGUUGUGGGACCCAGUUGCUACAGUCACCCUAAGUAGAAUUUCCUCUGUCUGGUACUCUAUUCAUUUUAUCAUAUUUUAAUUUUACACCUUAGAAUCCUUAAAGGUAGGGCCUCCUCUCUAUUACUUUUGUUGCUCUCCUACCUAGGACCGUUCCUUCUAUAGCCUAAUUUAGAGCCUAUUACUCAGUGCUUAGUCAUCCCUGUCCCUUGUUUUCAAUACUGAGAACGGCUUGUGUAUUACAUGUGAUCAAUUUAAUAGACAUGUGCAAUUAGUUUCAGUCCGAAUUAAAAUUUGGUUAUUAUUAUUGUUAUUUAUAUAGCGCCAACAAAUUCCGCAGUGCUUUACAAUGGGUGGACGAACAGACAUGUAUUUAUAACCAGACAAGUUGGACACACAGGAACAGAGGGGUUGAGGGCCCUGCUCAAUGAGUUUACAUGCUAGAGGGAGUGGGGUAAAAUGACACAAAAGGUAAGGAUAGUAUUAGACUAAUGACAGUUGCAAGAGAGGAGUCAGUCGGGAGCUAUUAACAGUUUAAUUCAUAUGCUUUUAUGAAGAAGUAGCUUUUUAAUGAUUUUCUGAAGGAGUGGAGACUGGGUGAACAGUUUUGCACCGGGGCUCAAUGGAUUGUGUGUACGCCACUGAAGAUAGACGUAAGUCUUCAGCAGAGCGUAAGGGCCUAGACGAGACAUACUUGUGUAUUAGGGAGGCUAGAAAGGUGGGAGCAGCAUUAUGUACAGAUUUGAAAGCAAGAACCAGAAUUUUAAAUUGAGCCCUAUAUCUUACAGGAAGCCAAUGUAGGGACUGACAGAAAGGUGAGGCGUGGGAGGUGCGGGCAGACAGAAAGAUGAGCCUCGCUGCCGCAUUCAUUAUAGACUGUAACGGCGCAAGUUGGCUGCAUGUAAGACCACUGAGAAGCGGAUUACAGUAGUCAAGGCGAGAAAGGACAGUGGAAUGGACCAACACCGUAGUCGCAUCUGGCGUUAAGUAGAGUUAGGGUUAAGGUUUGGGUUAGGCUUAGGGAAUUGCUGAAUUGCCGAAGUCCCGAAUUAAGAAAGUUACGAACCAAAUUUUUUGCCCAUGCACAUCCCUACAAUUUAAAUAAUAAAUAUAAACAGACUCCGCCCACGGAAGGGCCUCUAGCAGUCUCUGCGUCCUGCUAGGCCUCUAGCGGUCUUUGUGCCCUGCUGGGUCUCUAACGAUACUCCUGUUUUGCUUUCUUGCAGAGAUAUGGCGAGCCCCCGGACAAGGAAGGUGCUAAAGGAAGUCAGAGUGCAGGAUGAGAAUAACGUACGUGUCUACCUGAAGUUAUUCUGGGUUAUUGCUCUUGGACUAAUACAUUUCUCCGGCAUUGUUUCAUGAGAUCUAACUCUUCUUUGUUACAGACCUGCUUUGAGUGUGGCGCAUUCAACCCUCAGUGGGUCAGCGUGACCUAUGGUAUAUGGGUGUGUCUAGAGUGUUCUGGGAAGCAUCGAGGGCUUGGGGUCCAUCUCAGGUAAGAGCCCAGCUCACAAUCUCCAUUACCGAGAUGCCAACCCGAGGCCUUUAUAUUUUAAUAAUGUUUGUUGUGCAAGUCAUUGCAGACGUUAUUUAUAAUGGUCAUGGUGCCACGUGGCAGCAAAAUCUCAAAAUCACCAGUAGACAUGAGUUAGCUAGAGGUCCCCAAUGCGAGAGAUUCCUGCCCCUUCUAGACUGUUUCACACGGUCCGUUUCCAUCCAGCGUUACACAAAAUGUCUACUGCAGACAUUAAGGGGAGAUUUAUCAAAAUGUUCUGAAUAGGGAUCCAAUCUGUUUUUAAAAUGAUCCCUUUCUUUUUGUAUAAUCUGACCGAUUUUGGGGUUUCCACCAUCAUGUUCCACAAACUAUGAAUACAGUGCGAGCAUUCUGUUGUGUUUCUACAUCAAAAGUACUGUAAGAGAACACCAUAAAAUAUGUAAAUAUCACUAGAAUACAAAAUGAAAACAGUAAUGCCAAGUGAUAGAAAAGUUAUAAACAUAAUAAACCGUUUAAAAAAGAAAAAAAAAACUGUCCAAAUUGGUCAUUUGCACCAAUAAAGAUGCAGAUUAUUCAAUGACACUGUGAUGACUCUCCCCAUAAUAUAGUAAUUCUUUACAUGUUUUGAGUACAAAGACCUUCUUGCAGUUUGAGCCAAGUUGUUCGCCAGGCUUUACCUUAUCCCCAAGGUAUGUCACUUCUAAAGUGGGAUACUAAAAAUCAAAAGUUGUUCACAAAAAGGAAAAUUCUGAACUUCUCAAACGUUUCUUAUCAGAAAGUCUUCUUUAUUAGUCCACGUGUUGUACAGAGCUGCGGUGUAUGAUAUCGCUUUAUAAAUAAUUAGAACAGUAAUCAAGGAAUUACAAAUUGUAGCUUAAAAUUACCAAAUUGGAGGAAUAGUGGAGUAGGAUUUGUUUUUCCCCAAUAUAGUUACAUUAAAAUCUGAAAUGACGACCUGCACAGUUCGCCACAGUUACCAGUUUAGUAUGUUGCCAAUUUGUUAGUCCCUGUUUAGAAAAUAACUUUGACCCUCUAAUUUAGUUACAUUUUAGGUGCACUAAACUGGAAAAUGUAUUGAAAUAAAUCUGUCGCACCGAGCAGACACCAUUUUUUCGUGGUCUGGAUUGGCUGCCCUGAAUCCACAUGGAAUCUGUUCCUUUUUGGUUGUGAAUUUGUUAGACACAGUUGACAAGUCCACUUUAGCCAGCUCGGUAAUUAUUUUAGAUCAGCAGAGGAAUGGUCAAGAAUUUGGGGAUCAAAAACAUACAAAGUAGCUGAACUGGAAGGUGAGAAUCUUUCCGGUAAGGCUAUCUGGACUUAAAGGACCACUAUAGGCACCCAGACCACUUCAGCUUAAUGAAGUGGUCUGGUUGCCAGGUCCAGCAAGGUUUAACCCUUUUUUCCUAUAAACAUAGCCGUUUCAGAGAAACCGCUAUGAUUACAUAUGGGUUAAUCCAGCCUCUAGUGGCUGUCUCGUUGACAGCUGCUAGAGGCGCUUCUCACUGUGCUUUUCACAGUGAGAAGACGCCAGCGUCCAUAGGAAAGCAUUGAGAAUGCUUUCCUAUGGACUGGCGGAAUGCGCGCGCGGCUCUUGCCACACAUGCGCAUUCAGCCAAUGACAGCAAAAAGGAGGAGGAGAGUUCCCCGCGCCGAGGGAGCCCGGCGGGGGAAAACAGGUAAGACUUAACCUCCUCCACCCCUAGAGCCUGGCGGGAGCGGGGCCCAGAGGGUGAGGGGGACCUAGAGACCCUAUAGUGCCAGGAAAACGAGUAUGUUUUCCUGGCACUAUAGUGGUCCUUUAAGGAACACUAUAUGGUCAGAAGUACAAACGUGUAUUUCUGAUGUUACAGUUUUCAAAACAAUUUUUUUGCUUGCCUGUCCCCUACUUGACAACUUAAAUAAGUAGAAAACUCACCUUGAUUCCAGUGCCGCGUGGACUGCCAACCCUAGCCCCGCCCCUGAUCCUCCUCCUUGACUGAGCUCAUCAGAAUUGACAAUCUCAGCCAAAGAGGCACUUGCACAUGCAGGGUAAAAAGCCUCACUGGCCAAUCACCAUUUCCUCAUAUAGAUUAAUUGACUCAAUAAAUUUCUAUGGAGGAAGUUCAGAGCCUCCAUGCAGAGCGUGGAGACGCUGCACAUCGUGCAGCACUGACCAAGGAAGCACCUCUGGUGGCUGUCCAAGUGACUGCCACUGGAGGUGUCCUAGGGAGCAAUGUAAACACUGCCUUUUCUCUGAAAAGGCGGUAUUUACUGCAGAAAGCCUGCUGGGACUAACUAUACUCACCAGAACAAAUACAUUAAGCUGUGGUUAUUGAGGUGAUUAUAGCGUCCCUUUAAAUUUGAGAUUAACUUUGAAUUGUCACUUUAGUGAAUAUUUUCUUAUGUCAAGUAAUCCAGAAUAAUGCAUUUAGGACACCAGAUUUCAAAGACAAUAUUAAUUGAAUGGUGUUUUUGAUUCCCUCUCGCAGAAAGUGGAAGGGUCCUAGGCUAAUGUCUUAAAGUAUAUUAAAAGUAAGCAGUGUGAUGAAAUAAGAGGCAAGGUCUGCAGAAUAUAUAUGAUUUUAUAGGGAGUUAGGUUCGUAGUAAGAUCCUGAGUUGUAGAUCACGUAUAACCUCGCCUACAAUAUUGUGCUGAGUUCCUGAAACUUUAUAUGUAGAAAGGCUUAAAUAUACAGAGAACAUUCAAAGAAAGGCUAAUAGAGCGUGCAACUCUGCGUGACAAUACAUAAUGAGUGCAUAUGUUUUUUUUCCUCUGAACAGAAGGCGUAAAAGAAAUGUACUAUAGCAAAGGAUGGUGCAGAGAGGAAGCUCAAUGUGGAGAGGGAUUUAAUAUCAAUAUUGGAAAAUGCUUUAUUACAGAAAUAGAUGCCAAUUCGUAUACAUUGAUAGAUGUAAACAAAUAUAUUUUCAGUAAAAAACGCUGUGUGCUAACCUGUUCAUUAGCAGGAAUAUACAACAGACAAGAGGUUACCAAUUGAGACUGGAAGAAAGGAGUUUUUGCUUACAGCAGAGAAAAUGGUUCUUUUCACUAACAACAUUAAAGAUGGAAUUCUCUGCCUAUCGAGAUUGUCUGAUCAGAUUCUAUAGAUCUUUUAAAAAGGCUUGGAUGCUUUUUUGCACAAAAAGAAUAUUCAACGAUAUAAUUGAUAUGUAUGUAAACAGGUUGUCAAUCCAAGGAGAAAUUGGAUUGCCAUUAUGGCGUCAGGAAGGAAUUUUUACCGUUUUGUGACAUAGUUUGGAAUGGCUACAAUUGGGGGGUUUUGGCUUUUUUGAAUCAAUAACCUAAAAGAAUCAGUUUCAGGGCAGAACAUUAGUAUUAUUUCAGCCUAGAUCUCUAUGUAAACAUAAAUCCCACAAUUUUGCUUCUUUCUUCUCCCAAGCUUUGUACGUUCUGUAACAAUGGACAAGUGGAAGGACGUUGAGCUGGAGAAGAUGAAAGUUGGAGGAAAUGGCAAAUUUCGGCAGUUUCUGGAGUCACAGGAGGACUAUGAUCCAUGCUGGAACAUGCAGGAGAAAUACAACAGCAAGGCAGCAGCCUUAUAUCGUGACAGGGUGAGGACAACCUGCCGUCUCGUAGUGAGGGACAGGGUGAAUGUGCCGUGAUUACAGUAUGGGAGAGAGUCUGCGUGAAUGGCCUCUCACCGGCCGGUGUUUGUGCUGCGACAAGCUUGUGCGAAUCUUACGAUAAUCUUUUAUCAUUUUCUAUUCAAAUUGCUGUAGAAAUGGCCCUCCUGCAUUAUAUUGCCAACUUUUUGUGCGUACGUUUGGCAAUAAAAACACUUAUAUAUUCUCCCUUCCUCUCUCCAGAUCGCAACCUUGUCUGAAGGACGUGAAUGGUCAAUAGAAAAUUCAUCUGCUCAGAACUGGACUCCCCCUCAGCCAAAAGUAAUGGGUGGCUCCUCUUAUCGGUAUGAGGUUUUCUUUUUUUCCUGAGAGAGGCAGCAGUAUGAGUGUUCAUGCAAUUUAUUAACCAUCAGUCUCUGUGCAGCACAUCCGCUGGAUCUGGCCAGCCUGGCGUAGUGCAAGGAGACAAGGCUUUUGAGGAUUGGCUAAACGAUGAUGUGAAUUCCUAUCAGAGGUAGGUCUCACAGCUUUGAUGUCUGUACAGGAUUGUGGGAGUAAUCUACAGUGUGGGACUGGAUACUGACAACUCUGGGACUGUAGGAAUUAUCUGGUGUGUUGGACUGUACACGGACAGCUCUGGGAGUGUGGCAAUUAGCUGGGAUAUAGGCCUGUACACUGUCAGCUCUGGGAGUGUGGGAAUUAGCUGGGAUAUAGGCCUGUACACUGACAGCUCUGGGCCAUGGCUGUUUGCCAUGUAAUUGUGUAGAGAUCUGACUUUGUAUUUUUCAUUUUAGUGGUGGAAGUGUUGGGAACCAGGAGAAUCGAUACGUGGGUUUUGGAAACACCGUUACUCCUCCUAAGAAAGAUGAUGACUUUCUGAAUAACGCAAUGUCUUCUCUGUAUACGGUGAGGCCCCUUUUUAAUACAAAUCACAUACAUUCCACCUAUAGGCAAAACGUGAUCUAAAACUCUAUACCUUUCAGUUUAACCCCCCUGUACCAGUCACGCUGUUCGAUGACAAUAGAUGUCAUUUUUGCCCAGAUUUGGCAUUAGGCAAAGUAGGCCAGAAUUCGGGGCUAAAAACUAGGUGAAACUAGCCCCUGGCAGAAGAGUGAAGAUCUCUCUGGAUGUGAAGAAUUUCAAGCAGCAACGCUGCACUUUCAUACUUCUGGUCAUGGAGGUUUAACACAUGGUAUCCAACAUAAUUCAUAGUGUAACCCAUAUAAAUGGGCAUAGACCAAAAAAACUUAUUAGAACCACUCACAUUUCUUAGAGCUGUGAUGAGGCUCUAUAAUAUGUGCCAUAUUAAAAAGGACGGUCUUACAUGACACUUUUUAUGUGUUUUAAUGUAUAUGUUAUUUUUAUCAGAUUUUAUUGGCGUCUUGCUGAACCUUACUUGUAAUGUCUGAGGAUCUUUGUCCUGCACUUUCUCACCCUCAGCCUAGAACGGGGCUCAUAUUAUUGAGCCUAAUCACAGCUCUAAGAAAUGUGAGUGGUUCUAAUAAGCGUUUUCGGUCUAUGCCCAUUUAUAUAGGUUAUACUAUGUAUUUUUCUCUUUUAUGUAUUGUGUAGUAUAUGUUCGAUACCAUAUUUUUUUCCACAAUUCAGAAAAGUGUGUUUAAAUUUUUUUAAAAGGGAAGUAUUGUUACUUCUCACUAAAUGUUUGGUUGUGCACUUUGUGUUUGUGUUUACUGUGGGAACUUUUUGUAUAGUCACAUUGUAGUUAAAAAGCUCCUUUCCUCGUGUGAAGUUGUCCGUUUUCCUUUCUUCUAGGGGUGGAGCAGUUUCACUGUUGGAGCCAGUAAAUUUGCCUCGGCAGCCAAGGAGAGUGUAAGUAGAGAGGAUUUCCAUCUGUGUAGUUUAGUAGAAAAUUGUAGAUUAUGCUAGCUUUAGUGUACCUAUAAUCUUAAUUUUAUUAAUGACAGGAGGCGAAUAUUUGCUUAAGUCUCUCUUUACUAGAACUCCACAGCAGCAAAAAACACAGAGAGCAAACAACCAAUCAGAAAACAGUAAGGAGACCAUAUAACUCCCUUCUCAACAUUCCAUUUCCUCUUUCAAGCUGCGAUAACAACACAGGCAGAAAAAACAUAACAUAACAAUAACAGUCCAUCUCCGACUGAAAUAACGACUCUCAUAGGAAUCUUCAACCGAAUUGGAAAUUUGAACGUGAAAUCAUCCUGGAAUUUUACACUGAAACGAGAUAAAGAGAAUCGAAAAUGUGAUUAAAGGACCACUCUAGGCACCCAGACCACUUCAGCUUAAUGAAGUGGUCUGGGUGCCAGGUCCUUCUAGGGUUAACCCAUUUUUUCAUAAUUAUAGCAGUUUCAGAGAAACUGCUAUAAUUAUGAAUGGGUUAAGCCUUCCCCCUAAUCCUCUAGUGGCUGUCUCAUUGACAGCCACUAGAGGCGCUUGCGUGCUUCUCACUGUGAAAAUCACAGUGAGAGCACGCCAGCGUCCAUAGGAAAACAUUGUAAAUGCUUUCCUAUGUGACGGGCUGAAUGCGCGCGCAGCUCUUGCCGCGCGUGCGCAUUCAGCCGGCGGGGCGGAUCGGAGGAGGAGAGCUCUCCGCCCAGCGCUGGAAAAAGGUAAGUUAUUACCCCUUUCCCCCUUCCAGAGCCGGUCGGGAGGGGGUCCCUGAGGGUGGGGGCACCCUCAGGGCACUAUAGUGCCAGGAAAACGAGUAUGUUUUCCUGGCACUAUAGUGGUCCUUUAACCAAUGAAAUGUACGUCUAAAACAUGCAGCCACCCAGUGCAAAAUUGAUUGUGAACACCACCAAGUCCACAGUUUCCCUCCCUAGAUAGUAAUGAAAACAGAGAAGUGUUCUAAUAACCAUAAGCACAUCUGAAAAGCUAACCUCCUUAAUAAUACUCCACACACAAGAUAACAAAUACAAACAAGGGUCGGGAACAAAAGGGUGGGAAAUAUUCGCCUCCUGUCAUUAAUAAAAUUAAGAUUAUAGGUACACUAAAGAUAGCAUAAUCUACAAUUUUAUAACAUGACAGGAGGCUUCAUAUUUGCUGUUUUAACGCUCAGUCAAGAAAUAAGAUGUUUGUCUCGCUGGUACCCAUUCCGAGAGAUAACCAGAGCAAUCCGAAAGGCCUUCCAUUUGCGAGAAACGACAGCAGAUGGAUCGAUGAAGAUACCAGCUUGUAGAUGUACCCUCAAUCACGGAAAAAACACUCAAUCCGCUGACAGAUCCACUGUACAUGGGAUUGCAACCCCUUUCCUUGAAGACGUUCCAUGAAAUGCAAGGCCGAUCCAUUGCCCAUUUCUUUCAAGUGCAAAUUCCACAUACCAUAUGCGGACUUGGAACCGCGGAAAAUAUCAGGUCUCAACCUUUGAUGUGGAAGAUGGCUUCUUCGAUCGGGCCAGGGUCAACAGUUGAUGUGGCUCUGCAGGCAACUCCAACCUCAAGUAACGCAUUUGAGUCCAUCACCAAUUUCGUGACAGACCCGAAUAUGGUUUCUUUUCAUACCUUCAUGACCUACUAUGCGAGUGGUCUUCUCCGAAAAAGAUUCUAUCCUGCUGGCAAGAGUGUGGGCCACUCGUCGUAAACUGACUGUUCCCAGCACUCUAAUUGGAUUGCGGAACCUGAGACUGUAGCAGGCAAAGUACUCCCAAUGGACGUCCGAUCAGAAUUCUAAAACUGAAUUUGUGUAGUGAAACGGUGAUCAACUACUCUGGGAGAUUGUGAAACCUGAAAGAACCAAAUGAGGAAACAACCAGAGGUCGAGAUAUCCAUCCAGAUGUAUCCUCGUCGAGGAGUGAAGAGUAGUCUGGAUCCAAGAGGUAAUUGUGACCAGCAAAAACGAAGAAGAGCCGUCACGUGUUGUAGUCGCGUGAUCUACUGCAAAGGGGUCAAAGGUGGUUCGAAGCGUAAACAGGCUGGAUGAAACCGAAUCAUUCUUGGUGCGCGGGUCUGAACCAGGAUUUCCACCGUGAGGCCGUUGGCUGAUUAGGUAGAGUGGAAGAAGCUGAUUAACUGCUUGAACGAUCUCUCUCCUGUCCAGCUCUGUCAAAAUGUGUAGAGGGGGUAAUGGUAUGCCAGUCACACCCAAGUUAGGGUAUAAUAGCCUGAGGCAUCUAAGUAUCUGAAGUCUAAGCAUUCCAUCCUUGUCUUGAGCCCCGUGAUCUCAUAGUGUCCUCUAAUCCAUAGAUAAAUGUAAGGUUCCUUCGGAAGUGACAGCUGACUCCAGAUAAUAGCUAUAGUGAAAAGGGGGGCAUAGCCUCCGUCCGAAGCAUGGUCCGUCCGUGUUAACGUCGGGUAGCCUGGUCCGAACCUGAUACGAAAGCUGAGCAUACUCCAGUGGUAGGUUGCGUCCCGACUCCAUGGCGUCUGUGUAGGACUCAGCGUCAAUUGGCGUUCCCCAUAGAAUCCAAGUUGCCAUCCUUGUCAGUUCCCGAAGAGGUGGUUGAGAGAACAUCAAGACUAGGGCGUCUCGUGAGAGGAAAUUAGCGUAUAGAAGGAGGGUCCUCCAUAUACGAAUCAUGUUCUCCAGAAGUGUUCUCUGAAGAGUAGAGGUAUUCCUGUCAUCCAUCCCAAGAGUGUUAAUGACCAGGGAACCCAAAUUCGACCGGGUGACACCGGUCUUUCCCUGCGACCAAGGCGUCUCUUCAGACCCGAGAGUGGCACUCUCCCCUUCCAGUCAACCGAGUAAGGCAUCGCCUGUUUGCCCUAUGAAAAUCUCAAUGUCUCAUGUUAUCUUGAUAGGGGAGAAGCUGUCUGAGCGGUCUGGCUGGGAUGGUUUUUAUAGACAUAACAGAGUGUGGUUGCUCGUUCGAUAAAAUGCAGAGUAUACCAAAAACCUACAUACCUGCAAUAACCGGGGUUCCCCCCACAGUAAUACAACCUCACAGAGUAUAUCCAGUAGGGAGGUAACGGGGCACCAACAAGGUGGGCCAAUCCAAAGAGCUGCACCCGAGACAGCCAGUUCCGAAGCCCAUACCCUGUCCAAUAGGGUCUCAUGGAGAUGGAAAUAAGGUGGGGGAAAUUCCCCAGCGCUACCUCAGUGAGUACAUUCCGAGGAGUAUACAGUGGCAUAGGUCCAGCAGACCAAUUAUAGCGACAGUUAGUUUAAACAUGCAGUACCAUGUCCCAUCAGGUAGCACCUCCAUAACGAAAACUGAGAGAACGGUAAAAUAGUCGUCCUGGUCUGCGCAUCUGAAAGAAACACAGUAGCGGGUUGCGUAUACGGGAGAGCCGCACUCUCUAAUAACAUAAGCGGUGUCCAUGCCAGUAUCAGGCUGACAGUCUGAGAUGGUCGUACCCGUCCAUAACGGAAUCUGUGUCUAUAUCCAUGUCUGGCUCCGUAUACAAGAGCGGGUCACGCUCAACACCAGCAAUUUGCAUGAAGAUUGGCCUCGGCUGAGGCCUUUAUGGAAGGGCCACGCCCUCUAACAGUAAAAAUUAGUGUCUGGUUAAUAUGAGAGGGGUCACCCUCUAAUCCUGUAAGUUAGCCCCAGCCGCGGGCUGAGGUUAUGGGAGGACCGCACCCUCCAACCUUACCCACCAAAGUCCCCCUCCGUCCUAGGGUGACUGUGUGCGAGGGUUUCGCCCUUUGAUGCUAGUCGAGUAGGAUUGAGGUCCCGAGAGGGUUCUAACCCUGAAAUCACUUUCUGUAUCCGUCCUACGAGAGGUGGCCUUCACUGGGAAUAAAAAUUACUGACCAAGGGCUUAGAACAAUUCAGCCUAGGGCAGAGUCCCUGAGUCCAGAUUGGCAGGCAGAGAAAACUGCAAUAGUAGAAAAUAUGGAAUCUACAAGCGGUCGCCUGGAUCCCGCGCAAGUGCGCAGAAUCCAGGACGGCCGUCGGUAGCCUGAGGAAACGCUGGAGACGUUCUCCGCGAUCCAUGAGAUCCCAGGAGGUCGGAGGAGGCCAAUACAGGCCUCUCGAACUCCCGAGUGACAGGAAAAACGGAAGACACGAAAGCAAAAGGGAAACGGCAGAAAUAAAGAGCAAGUUCAGAAGGUGACCAUAGGGAAGGUAAUAGAACGGACGGGAAAGCCAGGAACCGGGGGGGGGACAAUGGAAUAGAUGUGACAGAAAGUACCCCACAAAUCCCAAGCCAAAGAUAGGGAAGUGAAUAGUGGGAGCCCAAGGUGACAGACAAACAAAAUCCCACCAAGAUCAUAGAAAAAAAACGGUCUUUAGUCAGAAGAUCCUUUAGUCACAACAUUCCCCAGUCCAAUAAUUAAUUACUGUAUAAGCGCAAUAACAUCCCACAAGGACAAUGAAAAAUACUGAACAUAAGCAAUAACAUCCCACAAGGGGAAUAAAUUACUGUAUAUAAGCAAUAAAAAUCCAACAAGGACAAUAUCUAAAAUACUGAAUAAUCAAUAACAUCCCCAAGGACAAUUUAAAAUACUGUAUAUAAGCAAUGAAAUCCCAAAGCCACCAACUAAUAAUAGCAGGAGGCAGUGGUACUCUGACCUGUACUGAUGCGGAGCAGCAAAGAAAGAGGAAAUGGAAUGUUGAGAAGGGAGUUAUAUGGUCUCCUUACUGUUUUCUGAUUGGUUGUUCACUCUCUGUGUUUUUUUUUUUGCUGCUGUGGAGUUCUAGUAAAGAGAGCCUUAAAGGACCCACACCCUCAGGGUCCCACUCCCGUGGCACUGAGGGGGGAGGAAGGGGUUAAACUUACCUCUUUCUCCAGCGCGGGGGCGUGGGGAGCUCUCCUCCUCCUCAGCUGAAUGCGCAUGAGCCGCAUGCGCAUUCAGCCAGUCCAUAGGAAAGCAUUCAUAAUGCUUUCCUAUGGACGCUGGCGUCUUCUCACUGUGAAAAUCACAGUGAGAAGCAUGCAAGCGCCUCUAGCGGCUGUCAAUGAGACAGCCACUGGAGGCUGGAUUAACCCUAUUAUAAACAUAGCCGUUACUCUGAAACUGCUAUGUUUAUAGAAAAAAGGGUUAAUCCUAGAUGGACCUGGCACCCAGACCACUUUAAUUAAGCUGAAGUGGUCCGGGUGCCUAUAGUGGUCCUUUAAGCAAAUAUGAAGCCUCCUGUCAUGUUGUAAAAUUGGCUUCUAGAUGGAAUCUGUGUUACAGAGUUGUCAGAUUUUUGGUUAUAGUUUUUAUGUAGUCACCAGUUUACACUAUCCUUGAUACUUAGACCAUUUUAGUAACUUAUUCUGACAAAUCCAAAUGUUAGGGAAUUCCAUAUAUAACACACCAUGUAAGUAACAUGAUCUCGUUACGCUGUGAGCGGCCAUUUACUCUCCCUUUCACAUUGCGUGACGGUGAAAGUAUUUCCUAUUAUUGCAUAUACCAAUAAUGCUAAAUUGUUAGAUACUAAACAUUAAGCAUUCAAUGGGAGCCAAGUCUAGCACCAAUUCAUUUCUAAUUUUAGUUUGCUUGUGUUUUUGUUUUUUUUGCCCGUAAUUCCUAGCUACACAAGAGCAUUGUGGGAUUUUGCAGUAAGACAGGUUAAUGAACACUGGAUGCCAUUUUUUUUUCUCCCCCCGCAGGCAACCAAGUUAGGAUCCCAAGCAACCCAAAAGGUAAUUCUUCACCAGCUCGGUCAGUUUGGCCUACUCUUUAGAAUUUAAUUAACUGUAAACACUUUAGUGACUGUUUCUGCUCCUCAACCUCCCGUAUUAAAGGAACACUCCAAGCACCAUAACCACCAAAGUAUGCUAUAGUGGUAAUGGUGCCAGGAGUGCCGCCCCCCCACCCCCAGCCCAGUUUGUGUAGUCACACAGUUUACUAGUUUAACUUCUUACUGGGGCUCAGUCGAGCACUGCGCGCUGCCUCCCCUGCUUUGCUGAACUACUAGCAGGAACUCCUUGUUCCCACUUAGUGGCAUCCGACUAACCACAGUUUAAGACGUCAAACUGUUAAUACAUUGCCUAACUUGACAAAGACCAAUUGUAGGGUCAAUACGUUACUGUGUACUUGGUUCCAAUAAAUUUACUUUGCUGAUCUUUGGAAGGCCUGUACCGUUCUUUUCCUUGGAGUUAAAUUGUUAGUAAAUGCUUUGACUACUUGCCCUCUAGGCACCGUAACCACUACAGCACACUGUAGUGGUUAUUAUGGUGCUUGGAGUGUUCUGGGUCUUGCUAGAACUGUGAUAAAAAUUUGGAAUAUUUUAUUUAUUAAGAGACUGAAAGGGGGGGGGGGUGAAAGAAACAUGAGGGCUAAAUAUCUGAGUAAUUUAUUAUGAAAGUUUUUUUUAUAUAUAUAUAUAUAUAUAUAUAUAUAUAUAUACACACACAUACAGAGAGGCCUGUUGUCCCUCGUUUCCUGGAUCCCUCACGCCUUGCACGAUUGUGUGAGGGGGUAAUAAUACUAAGCAGGUGGGGAUUUAGGUAUCUCCUUCAUGCCAUUGGCAUCUUUAAUUGAUCCAUUUAUUAAAAAGUGGGUUCUCAUCACCUACUUGAUAUUGGUGACCCUUAGUGCACCACUAAUCUUGGGCUGGUGUGGGGGGCUGUUUUACAGUACUUCACUGGUUUAAUAGGGAACCCACCUCCUCCAUUCACCCCAAUGAAUUCAUUUAAAGAAAAGAUGGAAGUCCUAUCACUAAUGUGGAAAGGGAAUGUACAUUUAGCUAUGACUGCUGCAUUACAUAAAGUCAACUUUCUUCUGAUGGUUGCGGUUUAGAGGUGACCGCUAGACUGUAAGGGACCAGUGGUCUUAAAGUCAAUAUUGUGUCCUGCAACAUCAGCCUAUAGCUUGCUAUCGAAGUAUCCUAUCGUGCAGGCAUUACAAGGGCUAACUAGUUACUAAAAGUAACUUUUCUCCCACCCUCUCCCUGCCCUCGUGCAGUUUUGGGGAGGGAACAAGCAUCCGCCGGACUCGGUAAUCUUCUUGGUAUAUCUGUGUGGCUGGUCCAUGCGUGCCGUCUUGGCGCUCUUGUAAUGUGGGUUUGUCUUGUCUGUGGUGUUUGACAUGAUUCCAUUCAUCUGACCAUGCAGAGCAGUCCUGUUGUACCUUCCUCAUGAUCCAGCUGGUGGCAGCUGAGGAUCCAGCAUCCCAGUGGCAAUAAUUGUUCCCAUUCCAAUCCUCUUGUUUCUCUUUCUUCCCUCAAUCUAUUGACUGUCUUUACUUUUAUUCAUAACCAUUGUUCAUUAUCCUCUCUUUCCCCCGUCUUGUUGGCUGUCACCCUGUCUGUCUCCUUGCAUGCCAGUUUAAUGCAUGUGUCCUGUAGUCAGUCUCUGUGAAACUGACCUGUUAAAACUCCCUCUUUUGUUCUUUUGUUUCCCCCGGAAUAGGCUUCUGAGCUAGGCCAGACACUUAAUGAAAAUGUUGUCAAACCAGCGCAAGAUAAGGUAACAUCCAUAGCCCCUAGGUAUUAAAGUGGCGCAGUCGCUAAAAUUCUCUUUAUAUAACAAGUUUAAAUAAUAUUCCCAGACGAAUAAUAUUUCCCUCUAAUCAAGCGUUGGUAAGUUUAGCUGGAAAAGAUCCUGGGCAGUCUGUUAGUGUUUCACCAUGGAGGCAACCAUCUUUAAAUUGGAUCAGAGCAUGUCCGCAGCCAAUCAGAGGCAGUGAACUGAAUGCCUUGCUCUACACUAGGCAAUAAACAGGAAGUGCUUCUUUGAACUUCAAUGUUCGUGUUCAACAUACCUAAGAAAAAGAAAAGUUAUAGCGCAGUACCUUACAAUACGCUUUUAGUAAAAAUCAAUUGCAGAACAGGUUUUAAAAUGAUUUCCUCACGGCUUUCCCCGUUUAUAGUGGUGUACGAAGGAGAGAAUUUGUGAUGACGGUGCCACUUUAACAGUCUGCUGAGAUUAACACUGCUGGUUUAAUGGCUGUGGAUAUUUUAAUUAACCCUUUAUAAUAAUUCUACAUGGGACAAGGUGUCACUUCGCAAGUUAACCCCAAAGUCUAACAAUGCAUGCUGCUGUUCAGUACCGGUAAUGCUUUUCCGGUUAUUGAGAUCCGUCCCUGCCUGGCCACCCCUUCCCAGAUCAUUCUGGCGCAGCGUGGUGGUGGUUUAUUUUCUGGGGGGUGUCUUUUGGCCGUUUCCAUGUAUUUUAUACAUAACCGUAAUUAACAGCGCCUCCACUAGCCGCGUAGCCUGUAAAACGUACUGCUCUUAGACCUACUAAUCUGAUAUUAUUUUACAUUGUUACUGGUUUUAUUCUUCUAUUUAAAUUCUCUAGAAAAAUACUUUAAAAAAAAUAAAAUUCUCCCCGUGCUUCCUUGCGGUUUCGUUCAUUCCUCUGCAUGCUGAUAUAUAGUUUAUUUUACCUCUGGGCACAGCGCAGUUUCUUUACAAACUGUCUGCUUGGCGGUAAUCAAUGGAACAGGCCAUUCUCUUAACUGCUUCAGCUCACUCAUUUCCUUUCAUGAUCACAUCUUGACUGCUCCUGCUCCUUAUCCCACUCUCUCCCCCUUGACUUCAGGUGAAAGAUGGCCGGAUCUUAGAAGAUGUCUCUACUGGAGUAGCCUCUUUGGCAGCCAAGGUAGGAGAAAAGGCCGGCAGUAAAUCUCUUUCCCAUGCUGGAUUGUGGGUAAUUCAGUACAUGCUAGCAAUAUGUUCUAUAAAACAGAAUAUUUAAUUCCCUUUAGAGGAUGAUGGGAUUUGUAGUUAAAGAUCUUCUGCUCCAGCCAGGGUUUUUACCUGUCUACAAAAAUGUGUUAUCAGGAAUUCAAACUUUUUAUAUUUCAGGUGAAAACGGCCAAGUUGUAUAUUCUCUGAGUUCGCUGUGAUUUCAGUUUGGCUGUUUUGGUGUAAGUUUGGUUUGUCGUUAAUUCACACUAUGUGACGCUGUUACCCAGAACCCAGCAUGGUGAUACAGAGAUUACUGCCGUGACAUGUCAAGUCUCUGAACGCAAUCUUUAACGUGCUAAUUUUCUCUCCACAUGCUGCUGUCUGGAUAUUGUGUGGUGAGUUAACAUUUACACACCAGCUGGGAACGCACACACCUCUUCAGAUAUUUAAGAAAGCCUCCAGGCUCCCACACAUGUUUAGGUGCACAGUUAUGUAGGUUAUGUUAUUUAUUGUGGUUGUUUGUUUAUACAAUGUGCACUUUGUCGUUGAGUGUUCAUAACAUGUACAAGAAAAGCAUUAAUUCUGCAUAAUUAUUCACAAUAAUAAUUUAUCAACCUUUAGUGAUAUGGUGUUUGUCCUUGUUUGAGGUUUUAUUUAUUUAUUUAUUUUUACUCCUUAAAGGCGGAAGGAAUUGUUCUGAGCCGAAGCAAUACCUAGAAUUUGUGCCAUGUGUUUGCUCCACCAUAAUCUAAGUGUUUCUCUCUAAGUGCCCCGAUACAUAUUCUAUGUUGAUUAUUAAAGGAUAGAAAGGGCUGUCUUUUAAUAUAACUACCUAACACAGGGGUGCCCAAAAGGUAGAACUACAACACCCAUGAUGCUUUGCAUACCUUUAAAUUCCUUUAGAAUGACAAAGCAUCAUGGAAGCUAAAAUAUCUGGGGAUAUACCUUUUGGGCACCCCUGACCUAACGGAAAAAAACAUGAGCAGCAAUGGGCAGCUGUGAUUGGCAGUGAGUGACAGGUGAUCAGAACUCCAGCUAACUGUAUGAAUGGGUAUGACUACAAGGAAGUGUGCCUUAGCCACACCUCCAGAAGGGGCCAGACUGUGAGUGGCCAGCGACACUUAUUUAGUGUUAAACUGUUCAUGGUUUAACACUGAAUGGAGGGACACUGCCAGGGGACUCCAUGCACUGUAACCAAUUCACGGAAAUGAAAUGGUGACUACAGUAUCAUCUCAAACUCUUUACCACCCCACAACACUUUACCAAUCAUAGCCCUUACCCUGUGCUUACACAAACCCUAUACCACCCCACAACACUUUACCAAUCAUAGCCCUUACCCUGUGCUUACACAAACCCUACCACCCCACAACAAUAUACCAAUCAUAGCCCUUACCCUGUGCUUACACAAACCCUAUACCACCCACAACACUAUACCAAUCAUAGCCCUUACCCUGUGCCUACACAAACCCUAUACCACCCCACAACACUUUACCAAUCAUAGCCCUUACCCUGUGCUUACACAAACCCUAUACCACCCCACAACACUUUACCAAUCAUAGCCCUUACCCUGUGCUUACACAAACCCUACCACCCCACAACACUAUACCAAUCAUAGCCCUUACCCUGUGCUUACACAAACCCUAUACCACCCACAACACUAUACCAAUCAUAGCCCUUACCCUGUGCUUACACAAACCCUACCACCCCACAACACUUUACCAAUCAUACCCCUUACCCUGUGCUUACACAAACACUACCACCCCACAACACUUUACCAGCCAUAGCACACUGACAUCAGUGUGCAGGAGUACAGCACCAAAGUCUAUUGAGCCUCCAUAGAUUUAAUCUGGCAAUGAGCGAGACAAUGCCUUAUUCUCCCUGCCAUCGCCAUCAUUGCUGAGGGAUGUGACAAAAGGAGCUCUGUCUUUUAUCAAGUUUUGUCAAGCUAAGGAAAAUUACAUCAGGCCGAGUAAUGCCUAGUUUGCCCUAUGUAAUUUAGGAGAAACAAAUUGAAAAAGAAGAAUCAACUAGGAGUAAGGAAGAGAAGAUACAUUAAAGUAUGGGUUAACAGAGCUGCUGUAGAAAAAAGUUGAGAGCAGUAUGUUGCUGCCAUCUACUGGCUGUUUUUACUAUGACAGGGAGAUUUGCCUGUAUUAUUGAAAUUAAGCAUUCUCCAAAUUACACUGUGAUUGGUGUUGGGCAGCUGGCAUAGUCCAGCACCGAUCACAAUUGGCUUGGGGACAUGCAGGGAGACCCUGGGGAUCUCUUCAGUUGCUGAAAUCGUAAAAUCACCGCCACUUAGCCUGAUCACCGCUCUAUUGAGCGGUGCAUACAACUUAUCAGUCAGUUUGGGGCUACAAAAUCUGACUCCAACUGAAAGUGGAGGGAGCACCAUGUAUUGCUUGAUACCUGGGACUCCCUGGAGGGAUCAUUAGUUUAACCCUGCUCAAGUCAAAAUAUUAGGACGUUCCAUGCCGUUCUAGACCCCUUAAUCCCCACUCUGUGGAGGACUGCAUUGAACCUCCUAAUAUUAAGAAGAGUUUAAUAAAUUCAUGUCUGGCUUUUGGGAGUUGUAGUUCACUGGCUAGCUUUCCGCAGUAGAAACUGAUGAUGUACUGCACAAGCAAAAAUUAUUUAAGGUAUUUGUUUUGGUUUUAUCCUUGUAUUAGUUCUCCAAUUUCUUUUUCAUCUUCUAGAAAAGUGCACAGACAGAAUUUUAUUUAUUUUUCCCCUGAAUGUGAUUUUGCUCUAAACAUAAACCCUAACUGUCUCCCCUAGGUGCAGGGUGUUGGCACUAAGAGUUGGAAAGAUAUGACCACGUUCUUCUCAGGCAAGAAUGAAGAGUCAGGAGACAGGUGAGGAGGCUUCGACUUGUGCCGGGGUGUGUUUAUUGGAGGCCUUGUGUCGCUACGCAUUUACCACUGACUGUGUGUGUGUGUGUGUGUGUGUGUACUCUGAACCCGCAAAGGGAGAGAGGGAACAGAGGGAGCGGAAGGGCAGGAUCAACAAAAUAAAUAUCAGCUGAGAGGAUAGAGAGGCGAGGAGGGCUACAAUCAAUGUGGGUGGAAGGGAGGGGAGAUGAGAUUCCCCUCCCUCCUACAAUUAUGUCUGUCACCAGCUUGCAGUGCACAGAAUUGACAUUAGGCAGAUUGGAACAGAGUUCAGGGGUGUAACUAGCCCCCAGCACACAAUUAAAAAUAGCUUUCAAGCUGAAACACUGCACAUACAUACUCCUUCCACCAUAACCACCUCAAAUAUCAUGUAUUAUUUGCGUUUUAUUGUAUCCUGGUUGCAGUUUAAGUGCUUAAUAAAAAUGGCUAAUUUCAUUUUCUUUCUGUAACAAAUGUAGAAUAUCUGUUUAAAAUGAGUGAGAGUGACAAGAACAAUUUGUUAUAAUCCAGAAAUUAAAAUGUUAUUUUUUUGUUGAAUUUCUCCAUGUUAAUGUGUCCUGCUCUUCUGUGUGGUAUUGCUCUGUCUGUGUUUGUACUCUGUGUUAUUUUCUCUAUUAUUUUUAUUCUUCUCUUUCCGCUUUGUCUCUUGUAUUUAUAUCUCCCUGGCUGUCCAUGUCUCUUGUAUUUAUAUCUCACUGCCACCCCAUGUCUCUUUUUCUUUGCAUGUCAGUCUUCCAAUCUAAAAACUCAUGGUCUCCUUUGUUUUUUUUUGGUUUUUUUUAAUACCCAGCUCUGCACAAGGAGAGGGUUACCAGUCAGCAGAUGGAGAAGGCUAUCAAAACACCAAUCCUGGGAAAAGCUUUUGGGAGACGUUCGGCAGCUCUGAGGAUGUGAAAAAACCCUCGAAAUCACCCAGCGGUGACAGCUGGACCUUCCCAGAAAACUCGACGGGCAGGAAGAGCUCGGAUAGCUGGGAGGUGUGGGGGUCUGGGACCACCUCCAACAACAAGAACAGCAACAGCGAUAGCUGGGAAAACUGGGACAGUCAUUGGCAGGAGGAAAAAGGUGGCAAGGCAAAGGCACCUUCCACCGAGGACGGGUGGGACAAUGCCAACUGGUAGGGGAAGGGUUGCAGGGAUACAAAUGGGGCAGGCGGGGUACCAGCUCACAAUAACCCAAACAGUCCCUGCUUUACUCAUAUCACACCCCCGGUGAAAUACUGCAACCAGCGAUUCAAGGAGGAAUUGUAGAUAUCAUCUAGAAAGAUUGUAUGUUUCAACAACAGCUGGAGAAGGUCCCACCCGAGAUACUAAUUUUGGGUAAAACAUCCCAAAGUCCUCACUGCUAAGCAUUUGUCAGGACUCGGAGAGCUGCCCAUUGAAAUGAUGGCUGGCAGGGUCUGUCCUGGGAUUUGGUGGUGUCUGGGAAAUUAAAAUGUAUUUUAUCUCACCCUGCCUGCCCCAACCCCUACCCUCUUAUUAUCGUUCAAUAUUUCAAUGGAAGAUGAGUGAUGUAUUUGGGAGUAUCCACUUCUUUGUCCCAAAUCCGUCCUCUGCUGGGUGUAGACCAUCAUUUUGUACUUUCAGGAAUUUGUGGCCGUUUUCUAGUUGGCAAUGUUUACUAUUGUCUUAUCACCCCUUGGAAGAAGUCAGAUCGACAUCAGCAUUAACCCUUCUCCACCCAUAUACCUCAGACCAGCCUUUAAUUUAUUGUGCUGCGCAAUCUGCCUUCCAUAACCCACAGACUCCCUAUUGAAUCACACGUACGUCUCCUGAAUAUUAACCUACAGUAAUGAAGCAGUUUUAGGAAUUUUUAUUUGAUAUUAUCUUUCAUCCAGAUAGAUGUUCUUCUGGCAUUAUAAUUUAACCCUAAUAUCUCCGGGUUUGCCCUACAGACCCUAAUCCUCGAGGAUAUAGAUUACAAUGUGAUUGAGCCAUAUCGAACGUGCUACAGGAUGUUUUAAUUCUUCCCUCGUUUGCCCCAUAUUCCUUGGGUAAACGACUAAUCACGAAAGCUGAAACUAAUUAUAGUAUAUUUCUCUCCAAGUGGAUUUGCACGGAUAUUAACUCCUUAAAUUCUAUGGCAAGGCCUUGCACACACAGAGUUAACAAUAAUUUGCACACAGUUGAGCAGGAAGGAUAAUAGAACUUUGCUUUAUCAUGUGACGGGUGGUUUGCAACCCUGUCUUAAAGAAAGAGCCUUUUAAAAUUGGGUAUUAUUAAAGAGUGAUAUUUUAAUGUAAUUACAAUAGAUUAUUAAAUAUCCACAGUGAGCCACAGAUAAGAAAUUUCCCGCUCCCUGGGGCUCCUCCAUUUAUGGCUUAUUACAGAUCAGAGGCAGAUAAUGUAGAUCAAAUGUAAUGCUUGUUUUACAGAGAUGCUGACAAUAUUUAUUAUAAAUGUUUAUGCUGGGACAUGUACCCCCCUCCCCUGCUUCGUGGAACAUUCCAUUUAUUUAUACAGGGAGCUAGCUGGAUAUAGCGGGAGGAGGGGCACAGUCCGCCAGAGUUUCAGCAGAAUUAGUGUUUUUCUUUUGAAUGAAUUUGUUCGUUUAGUAUAUUUAAGGCAUUUAUUACCAGUUUGCCUGAUGAGCUUGCAGUUUAACCAGAUAAGUGUAGCUGACAGUGGAUGUAGCGGGGUUUGUUUGAGUCACAACCAUCUAGAAACUUAAAAGUAAGCUCACGCGACUCGAUACCAAUAAUGAGGUGACUUUACGGGAGCUUUUAGAAUGACCGCUCACGUGAUCAAUGCAAAGCACUAUCAGAGCUGGUUUAUACCUCCUAGCCGGGCUCAUCAGGCAGUGUAUUCUAUUAUUAUUAACUAGAAUUUCUCUGUACAUUUUGAAGAUAAUCCCCUUGCUGCUCCCUUUGUCCUGAGUGUCAUACUGGAAAGAGUUAAUCCCACUCUGCAGUGUCACAUGACUAACAGCCAUUUACUAAGACAUGGAUCACUGGAAAUGACACUGUAAUUCUCUUGUCAGACCUCCACUGUCCUGCUUUAGUUGUUUACAGAUUUGUAUAUACGCUCCAGCUGUGAAUGUGUUUAUUAGCAGAGGUGGGAGUCAGUUAAGGCGACACACCGAUAUCUAAAUAGUUACAGCCCGAGCCCUGAACGUCAUUCCAAGUACCGGUCUACCUACAGUGAGGCGUCCAGGGACCUUACUUUCUGUCUCCCUUCAAAAUAUGGCACUGAGCUUAUCGUGAACUUUCAGCUGUUUCCAUAACUAGUUUAAUUAGUUUCAGGUUUAUUCACUAAAUUCAGAACCAAAAACAGACGGGAAACAUUCUCCAAUAACUUUUUCAUUCAGAUUUAAAAGAACUCUUAGACUAAAGUGUCCCUGUCCCUCAUCUUCCCGCCUCCUGUGACAUCAUAGAGGAGGCAUGGCCUCCUCCGCUGAUGUGACCAAUCCUAUGCUUCUAAUACAGGAGAGUUUGGGACCUAUUGUGCAGGUGUGGCAAGCGCUGCGCACACAUUCAAACUUCCCCAUAGCAAAGCAGUGAAUCAAUGCAUUGCCAUCAUUGCCGCAUCAGUGCUGCUAGUUUUACUUUGUCUAGAGGUUGUCAUACUGACAGCCAGUAGUGGUGGACAUUACAUUCUCAUUGCACAGUAUUGGAGUUAUGUUUUAUAUUGCAGGGUGUAGAGGACACUGCACCCAGACCACUUCAGUGAGAGGAAGUGGACUUUGUGACUGUAGUGUCCCUUUAAUUCUCAAAAAUUCUGAGUUUAGUAACAAACCGGAUCCGUGGCCUGAGACAACGGUACUUCCGUAAGCCGUUACACCGUGGAUUAUUAUUUAAACGGCACAUUAUUGAUCAAUUUGUAACAUUUAUACCAAAAUAAGUUUUAAAAAAACAAGACUCCAAUGUGGCCAAUGUUUGAUUAAAGCUUGGAUGUAAAAUUGUACAAAUCUGGUUUCUGUUCCUCUGCUCGAGGUUUGGGCAGCUAAUAUUCUGCUGGGGGUAAUGUCUCCUGUACCUGCCUGCAGACUCCCAUUCUGUCCAUUCCUAGACUUUGUCUCGCUCCAGAGCUGGUUUUAUUUAUUGAUCCUUUAUGCUCCAAUGAACAGACAUGUAUUUUGUUGUGAAUGCAGCAAUUUUUCUGGGGCUGGGUUUGGAACCCCUAAUGUGUUGUGCCCCAUAGCCUGCCUUUCUGGUGCCUGCGUUCAUGUGCUGUAUGUCAUUGUUCCCUGUCUGUGACACUUGUGAAAUCAGUGAUGUUUCUCUGGGAAGCAGAAAAUAAAACUCGUCAGAGAACAAAGAUUGUCUUUUUUUUAUUUUUUAUUAGGAUUAAAGAUUGGGUGAAUAACUUGCUAAAAGACAUAAGAGAGAGUGCACUAAAUGAGGAAUUGUGGAGAUUUGUCAAAGAAAUGGUGUAUAGCAUGGCUGAAAACAGACGUGUUAGAGAAUGAUUUCAGCUCCGCUAAAGAUGUCCACGCCAAUCCCUGCCAUUUCUACAUUCUCCUUGCACAUUAUUGGAACAGAUUUAUUUUAGUAAAGACACAAUUCAUGUUUAACUUUUUUUUUUUUAACUCUCAAACUGAGAACCUGAAAUACCUUGUAAACGGACGUGCUGAAUAGAAUCUCAUGUGACUGCACAGUCUAUGUAAGUCCAAGCGCAAUCCCAUCUCUUCUGCAGCGUAUUCAAUAACGAACCAUGAAUCUCAUCUAGAAACUCGUGAAGAUCAACAUCGUAGAAUCCUUUCUUCAGCUGCAAUAAACAAACUGCCAUCACUCUGAAAAACAGAUCAUAUUGGGUGUAUUAUAUGUAGAUUACAUAUUGUAUGAAUAUAACACUGGGUAAUAUCUAAUGAAUCAUGUUAUAAACGGUGCGUUAUAUACAGAAUACAUAGUGUGUGUGUGUGUGUGUAUAUAUAUAUAAUAUGGGGUCAUAUUUAAUUAAUCAAAUGGUGUGUUCUAUAAAGAUUACAUAGUGUGUGUAUAUAAUAUGG
Pelobates cultripes (western spadefoot toad) is the source of this 29682-nucleotide messenger RNA. Lineage: Eukaryota; Metazoa; Chordata; Amphibia; Anura; Pelobatidae. The record is from the annotation of a GenBank genome assembly.